Molecule: messenger RNA, 2112 nt
Organism: Pseudonaja textilis
Lineage: Eukaryota; Metazoa; Chordata; Lepidosauria; Squamata; Elapidae
Gene: MUS81
Product: MUS81 structure-specific endonuclease subunit
Biological process (GO): resolution of meiotic recombination intermediates; DNA catabolic process; double-strand break repair via break-induced replication
Cellular component (GO): Holliday junction resolvase complex; nucleus
Molecular function (GO): DNA binding; crossover junction DNA endonuclease activity; 3'-flap endonuclease activity
Source: RefSeq, a predicted model, not a curated record
UGCGGCUGCGCCGACCAAUCGGCGUACAGGCGCUCUGCCCGCCUACAACUCUUUGGUGCAAAAAACUCGAUGAUUUCCUGUUUUUAAAAGCACGAGAGCGCGAAAGGGAAAGAAAGCGGAGGGGAAAAAAAAAGCCGCCGGCGGCCUUUGAAAAAUGCCGAAACUGCCGCAGGAAGGCCCGAAUCCUUUAUUUACGCGAUGGCUGGAGGAAUGGCGCGACCAGGCCGAGGAGAACGGACGGCUCAAGAGCCAACGGGCCUAUGAACGUGCCCUGAGCUCCCUCCGCAAGUACCCCCUCCCUCUGCGCAGUGGCCGCGAGGCUCGGAUUCUGAUGUAUUUUGGGGAGAAGAUCUGCCGUCAGCUGGAUGAACAGCUGGAGAGACACCGCAGCACCCAAGACGAUACAGCACCGGCUGGUGGGCCAAUCCCGACGUCUCCUUGUAAAGGUCAUGAAGAUGUUGAUGAUCCAACUUACAGCGAUAGGCUGGUGCUACCACCUGCCCUGUCCUCUCUGGAGCCAGUCCAGCCUCAAGAGCAACACUCAAAGAAAAAGCAGACUGUUCCACGGCACCGGGCCCGGGGUUACAUGCCAACUCGGCGAUCUCCAGCUUAUGCUAUCCUGUUGGCGCUCUAUCACAACACCGUGAAACCUGAGUCUCGGGACUACCUGACCAAACCAGAACUGCAGAAAAGUGCUCAGCCUCUCUGUGAUAAAUCCUUCUUUUUGGCCGAUCCUGGAAGUAAGAACACCCCCUGGUCUGCUGUCAGCACUCUGAUUCGCAAGGAGCUAGUCCUCAAGACUAAUAUUCCAGCCAGAUAUUCGCUGACCGAAGCAGGGCUGAGAGUAGCCCAGGAGUUGCGAGCCGUCGAAGAGUUGGAGGAAAACAAUUCCAGCACCACAAAAGCCACAGCACCCCAAACUGGAGAAGCUGUUGUGGAGGAAAACGACGGAAGCUCCUUGGGCUCAGAAAAUUCAGAUAGCAGCCCCACCAAUAAAUGCAGAUCAAGCUGUGAAAGGCCUAACUUGGGGCUGUCGAAACCCCAGUUUGUGCUGCGACCUGGAGGGUUUGAUGUGAUCCUUUGCGUGGAUUUCAUCGAGACCACGGGCGGCCCCACGUCCCGUAAACAGGAGCUGGUGCGCGAACUCCAAGGUCACAACGUCCCGUUUAGCAUCCGGAAGCUCCACAUUGGUGAUUUCCUCUGGGUGGCCAGAGAGCGGGGUCCCCAUGGGGCAGAACUGUUGCCGCCAACCACGGCUCGUGAGCUGGUUUUAGACUACGUGGUAGAACGGAAACGGAUGCCGGAUUUAUGCAGUAGCAUCAUUGACGGUCGCUUCCGGGAACAAAAGUUCCGCCUGCGACAGUGCGGUCUUUCCCACCCCAUCUACCUGGUAGAAGACGCAAAUUCUGCACAGCACCUCAGCCUUCCCGAAAAGACUCUGCAACAAGCCAUUAUCAAUACUCAGGUGAUUGAUGGCUUCUUUGUCAAGCGUACCCGUGACAUUCGGGAAUCUGCUGCUUAUCUGACCAUCAUGACCCGUCAUUUGACCAGACAGUACAAGGACAAAAUGCUUUUGAGUUGUACCAAGCAGGAACUGGAGGAUGAGCGCCCCCUGCAGCCCAGGGCGGGUACCUGCAGGCUUCUGACAUUUGCUGAAUUUAACGAAGGGGCUGUAAAAAAUAAGGCACAGACUGUGUACGAAGUCUUCGCAAGGCAACUGAUGCAGGUCAGCGGCCUCAGUGGAGAAAAGGCGGCUGCCAUUUUGGAAAAAUACAAGACGCCCGCCAGCCUGAUGGAGGCUUACGCUGCGUGUCCGGAUGGAGAAAGUCAGGAGUAUCUUCUGAGUACCAUCAAAUGUGGCCAACUCCAGAGAAACCUGGGUCCUUCUCUUAGCAAGACGCUGGCUCAAUUGUACUGCACGCCUGGACCGCUGCCUUGAAGAUCGAGAGGUUGUGAGAAGUGUGCAGUGGCUGUGUGUGUGUGUGUGAGAGAGAAAAGAAUGACAUUUACUGUGCUGUCAAUGAAGAGAGAGAUGCCCACAAUUGGACACUGUUUGUAAAACAGCAGGAGAGGAGCGUGCAUCGAAUCAUGUAGGCAAGAUUUCUUUCCCAA